Molecule: messenger RNA, 1502 nt
Organism: Nycticebus coucang (slow loris)
Lineage: Eukaryota; Metazoa; Chordata; Mammalia; Primates; Lorisidae
Product: insulin-like growth factor II-B
Cellular component (GO): extracellular region
Molecular function (GO): growth factor activity; hormone activity
Source: RefSeq, a predicted model, not a curated record
GGCGGCAGACCACGCAGAGGCUGAACUCGGCCUAGGGCACAGCGCACAGAUGAGGGCCGCCCGGCAGCCUCACCCUUGCAGCCCUGAGCUCGCCCCCUGCUCAUGACAGCAUGGAUAUCCCUUCCAGAGUUGUUGCAGGCCCCACCCUUGGAGUGGGGGCCAAGGCUGGGCCAGCCGGUGGCUGACUGGACACUGGACCCGGAAGAGGAGGGAGGAGGCACCUGGGACCAGCCGCAGCCAUCCACAGGAACGCCCCGCAGCCCUGCUUGCACGGAAGAGGCAGGGGUGUCCUUCCAGAACCGAGCCUCAGCCUCAUCCCCAUCCUCUUCCACCUCCACAUCGACGUGGCUGGACGGUCUGGGCACCACAGCCAGAGCACCUCUUGCUUUGGCGGUGACUGCUUAUAUUAGCCCAGCCAGCAGAUCAUCAUCCAGGCAGUUUCAGCAGAGAGCCUUGGGCACCAGUGACUCCCCAGUCCUCUUUAUCCACCAUCUGGGAGCUUCAGGGACCACACCACUAGAGUACAGGGGCCAAAGAAUCACUGCCAAGCUUGUGAGGGAGGAGGUGGAUUCCAGUCCCCAGCUCCAGAGGCCUGCUUCUCCUUCAGCUCAGCCCCCUACCUGGCCUGCCCUGCAGCCUGACCCUCAGCAGUCCAGAGCAGCCAGAGACCCCUGUCCCAAGGUACCAAUGGGAGUCCCCAUGGGGAAGUCGAUGCUGGUGCUUCUCACCUUCUUGGCCUUUGCCUCGUGCUGCAUUGCUGCUUACCGCCCCAGUGAGACCCUGUGCGGCGGGGAGCUGGUGGACACCCUCCAGUUUGUCUGUGGGGACCGCGGCUUCUACUUCAGCAGGCCCGCGAGCCGUGUGAACCGUCGCAGCCGUGGCAUCGUGGAGGAGUGUUGCUUCCGCAGCUGUGACCUGGCCCUUCUGGAGACCUACUGUGCCACCCCCGCCAAGUCCGAGAGGGACGUGUCGACCCCUCCGACCGUGCUUCUGGACAACUUCCCCAGAUACCCCGUGGGCAAGUUCUUCCAACAUGACACCUGGAAGCAGUCCACCCAGCGCCUGCGCAGGGGCCUGCCUGCCCUCCUGCGUGCCCGCCGGGGCCGUGUGAUCACCAAGGAGCUCAAAGUGUCCAGGGAGGCCAAGCAUCCCAGUGUCCUGGCCGCCCUGCCCACCCACGACCCCGCCCAUGGGGACACCUCUGCGGAGAUGCCCAACAAUCAGAAGUGAGCCAAAGUGACAUAGUUCUGCAGCAUGGUGUCAUCACCCUGUGACCUCCUGACCAGGGACAUUUCCAGCAGGUUCCACCUCUGACAUCACUCUGUCCUACUUCCUCCUCCAGGACUCUCCCAGCCCAGCCCCCCUGCCCCGCCUCCCCGAGUCAGGCUGCUUCCCUGGGCCCCGUCCAUCGGGCCAUUCAACAUCUUUAAAAGCAACCAAAAUUGAUUGGCUUUAAAUACCCUCCCAACCCCCCCCCCCAAUAACCCCCUAAAUUAUCCCCA